Messenger RNA from Medioppia subpectinata, 3948 nucleotides. The record is from the annotation of a GenBank genome assembly. Lineage: Eukaryota; Metazoa; Arthropoda; Arachnida; Sarcoptiformes; Oppiidae.
ACAGUCCCGGAGGCAUUGAGCGGCACAAACACCGGGGUAUUCAUCGGCAUUUGUGUGAAUGAAGAGUUGCACGCCUGUCGAGACGCCCCACAAUUGCCGGCGUAUAAAAACUUUAUGUCCCAAACGGUGGCCAACAAAUUCAAUUUGAAGGGACCGACCCUUUCGGCGGACACUUAUUGCAAUUCCAGUUUCAUUGCCCUAAACGAGGCCUAUCUGGCCAUCAAAUACGGCCGAUGCGACGCCGCCCUCUGCAUAGGCGUCAACAUAGCGUUUAAUCCCAAUAGUUAUUACAAUUUUUUCCGACUUAAUAUGAUAUCACCGGACAGUAAGUGCAUGUGUUUGGACGAGAGGGCCAACGGGUACGCGAAGGGCGAAGCGGUGGUCACCGUAUUCUUGCAGCGCAGGUCACGGGCCCGGAGAGUGUACGCCACUAUCGUUAACAUCGUCACCAAUAACGACGGCUACAAGUCUGAAGGGAUCACAUUCCCGAGUUGGCACAGACAGCGUGCGGUCAUCGCCAGGACGUACGCCGAGUGCCGCAUAGAUCCGACCCGUGUUGACUACGUGGAGGCCCAUUGCACCGGCACUAAAGCCGGCGAUCCCGUAGAGAUGCGGGCCAUCUAUUACGCGAUAGCGGCCACAGACGCGAGAGAGAAGCCGUUACUGAUUGGGGCCCUAAAGUCCAACACCGGCCACACGGAGGGGGCGUCGGGUCUGUGCGCCGUCACUAAAGUAAUACUCGCCUUUGAGAACGAGUUAAUCCCAGCGAACCUACACUUCAAUAGAGCCAACCCAGCGAUCGAGUCGCUAAUCGAGGGUCACAUUCAGCCCAUUAACGAGAAUACCGUGUUUUCGGGCGAUUUGGUCGGACUCAACAACUUUGGGUUCGGCGGCUCUAACACACACCUCAUACUCAGGUCGCCAAAGAUUAGGGCACAGGCGGGCAAUGACCACAUCGUUGGCCACCGGUAUCCGCGUUUAGUGCACGUGUGCGGCCGCAGUGAGGGGGCGGUCAACUAUUUCUUUGGCAAACUGUUUGAAAAGCCGACAAAAAUUAGCAGAGAUUUACUGCAUUUGAUUAACGAAUUGUCAAAGAGUUCGCCCCACGAGACGGGCACCGGGUGUCGGCCCAUGAGAUACCGCGGCUUUACGCUAAUCGGCGCCAACUCUAGUGUCCAAACCGGACUGACUUUCACACCGAUUCAGGUCAACAAAGUGGCCAAAACGAGACGACAAUUGUGUUUCUUAUUUCCAGGAAUUGGCUCUCAAUUUGAUAAACAACUCAUGAGUUUCGAUAUGGUGUGCGCGUAUGCGGACGACUGUCUCACCGCUCGGGAAACACUUUUGGUUGCCUAUUAUUGCGGGAAAUUCAUCGACAAAAUGUCCGCCAAGAAGGGCCUAAAUAUCACGUUCAACGGUCCGAACGCCACUAAUAUAGGCCACUGUUUGGGUGAGUAUUACGAUGAAGUGCUGACCACUGGUCGCGACACAAACCCAUACAUCGAGACAUUGGUUCGUAAGUUAGAUUCGGUCAUCGGAUGUGAUCGACAAAAGUCCUCCAAAUGGAUCACUAAUACCAACGAUUAUAACUGCAAUUAUAUUAACGGCAAAUACUUUGUCGAUUGCCUACUAUUGCCGGCGAUGUUAAAUAAUAGGCUCACUAAUUGUGUGCCCAACGGGUCGGUGAUUGUCGACUUGUGUUCAUACACUCUACUGGCAAAUGAGAGCAUGAGUUUGAACUCAAAUUAUACAUACAUUCCUCUAAUGAAACGAAUGGAUGACAAUUGCGAGUCAUUAUUGUUGACCGGUUUGGGCCGUCUCUAUACGCACGGCUUUAAUGUCAGUAUAGAAACACUUUAUCCCGCAGUUGGGGGUCCGGUAUCGACGGGCACACGAAUGCUGUCGCCAUUCAUCCAAUGGAAUCACACAAAAUCGUACCGUGAGAUCAAAUUUCCCGAGUAUUUUAAUUUCUUUCAAAGUCGUUCGAGUGAGUCCUAUACCAUCGACUUUACGGAUGUGAACGAUCAGUACAUUCUUGACCACUGUAUUGAUGGCACAGUCCUAUUCCCGGGCACCGGGUAUCUGAUGCUCGCGUGGCGUUCAUUGGCUUUUCACAAACAAAUCUCAUACAAGGAGUUUGCGGUGGAGUUCCGUGACGUACAGCUAUUACGGGUCACACCCGUGACGGCCGACAGGAAAGUGACAUUUACUGUGAAUGUGGACAGAAGUACCCAUCGUUUCCAUAUCAUCGAAAGCGGAUCAAUUGUGGUGAGCGGCACCGUUAGGGAGAUUACCGGCGAUCAACCGCUGCGAUACACGUCUGUAUUGAAUGAAAUACAAGCGAUGGCCGACACGAGCGAUGAAACGCCCAUUUGGUUGCAAAGUAAAGACGUGUACAAAGUGUUGAGAACUCGGGGCUAUAAUUACGGCCCGACGGUGACGGCGGGACUGGAGAUGCGUGGAGUGCGGACCAGUGCUCUGCACAGGAAUGUCAAGUCACAAAAGCCGGCGCUCAGGCGCUAUGAGUUUGCGGCGUUUGACGAGUGCUCAGCCAUAAAUACAAUCACCGAUACUAUUAGUGGCGGGCAAUCAAUUGGUGACAUAAACAUGGAUUUACAAAAACAAAUAUUAAACGAAUCGCAGUUGGAUAAAGACAUGUGGUGUUUAUCAUGUGGUGAGCGAAACUUUCUUCGCUCUCAACUCACAAUAUUUGCUGAAAAUCUCAACGAAUUGAGUGGUAAUCGCGUGAAUAUUGUGGAAGUGAAUGCGGGCUCAGCGCCAAUGUAUGGCACAGUUAUGUCGGCGAUAGAUAUAUUGCAGUACAGUCUCGACGUUAACUUCGUAUUCAUUGGCAGUACUAUUGGCUUCAAAGAAGAGGACAAAAACUUGUAUUCAAACACUUAUACUCUCAACGAUUCACGUCUGGGAUGUGAUGUGAAUGACAACAGUAUUGAUUUGAUUGUCUAUAAGGAUCAAAGUCUAUGCAAUUUAACAGCCAAUGAGACCCAAAACGUAGACAUAAAUGCUCAAUUGAGUUGUUGUGCCGCAAAACACACGCGGAAUCAGUUGGCGCUCAAACCGUACGACCAGAUGGCCAGCAGUGCGGACGAGACGGUCAUGAAUGCCGUCAAUAGUGUGGGCUUUCGUUUGGUUUCGCGCAAUACCGACAGCUGUUCCGUUCACUCCCUGUUGUAUCGCAAGAUAAUCAGCGAACCAUCCAUUGAGAGACAGAUAUUCAUUGAAUUUACCAACAAUUAUAACAAAUGGUUGCAUAGUUUUCAACACGAGUUCAGUAGUAUUGGCGACAAACCCGUGGACCAGAGUAUAUGGUUAGUGGCCAACGGGUCGGCUGAGGGUCUGUUGGGUUUCAUCAAAUGCGUACGAACGGAGCCGAACGGGCAUCGGGUCCGAGCGCUGCAAAUAAUGGACACAAAUAACGCCGAUUGUAUAGUAUUGGACAAAACUAAUACCAUGUUAAACGAUGUUAUCAAAAAUAAUUUGGCCAUAAAUGUGUUAAGAGAUGGCAAAGUCGGUCAUUACGUGCUCAAUGAGCUGCCGGAACGGCGCCAGACUGUGGACAGUGAACACUGUUUUCUCAAUCAGCAAAACAGAGGCGACUUGUCUUCGUUUCAAUGGUUUGAAUGUCAGCACAAGUAUUGGCCGCUAAACCGAAAGAGCGGCGAAAAGUUGGUUAAUAUCUACUAUUCGGCCCUUAAUUUCAGAGAUAUAAUGUUAGCGACGGGUCGACUUCAAUUGACAGCUCCGGACGGAGAGACCGAAUGCCUGAUUGGGUCGGAAUUUGCGGGAAGGGAUGAGAACCGGAAUCGAGUGAUGGGAAUGGUUUUGUCCAAAGCGUUGGCCACCACUUGUGUCGUCAAAAAAACGCACUUUUUGUGGCCGAUUCCCGACCACUGGUCGAUGGAAGAGGCGGCUACUGUUCCCUGCGUU